This is a messenger RNA of Stereum hirsutum FP-91666 SS1, 1193 nucleotides long. Its product is annotated as glycosyltransferase family 1 protein. Gene Ontology annotation, cellular component: UDP-N-acetylglucosamine transferase complex. The transcript is spliced from 5 exons. The record is from RefSeq and is a predicted model, not a curated record. Gene Ontology annotation, biological process: dolichol-linked oligosaccharide biosynthetic process. Bases 56 to 727 code for a protein of 223 amino acids. Lineage: Eukaryota; Fungi; Basidiomycota; Agaricomycetes; Russulales; Stereaceae.
UUUGCUGGUCGAUAGCUCAACAGCGUCACCAAUCAGCUCAUCUCUAGACAUUCCCAUGCCACUUAUUCUCAUAAUCCUCGUUGCUCUGGUUGUAAUCUGCACUCGGCUCUACAUUGCGUGCAAAGCGCAACCGAUCCGAAGACCGCGAACCACCAACACCUGCAGUCUUGCCGUUUUCUUAGGAUCAGGAGGUCAUACAACCGAGUCUCUCACUCUUCUCGGAUCCCUGGAUUUUUCGCGGUACACUCCUCGGACCUACAUUGUCAGCCAGGGCGAUUUGCUCAGCGUGCAGAAAGCCAUCGCACUCGAAGCUUCUAAAAUGGAGGAAUCGAUCUCACAACCGAAACCCCCCUACACAAUCGUCACCAUUCCGCGGGCUCGCCGUGUGCACCAGCCACUCAUUGCUACACCUCCAACAGCGCUGUAUUCUCUUCUCAUUGCUAUCUGGCGCCUCACUUUCGCCCCACGGUUAUUGAAUGCAAACCUUCCGGAAGUUCUCGUUCUCAAUGGUCCGGGAACAUGCUUCUCCCUUUGUGUCGCUGCGUACCUCAAUCGAUUUCUAGGAAUACCGUCUCCCAGGAUGGUAUACAUCGAGUCAUUUGCUCGUGUCAAAUCCUUGUCACUGUCAGGAAAACUGCUCCGUUCCGUCGUCGACAGUUUUGUGGUCCAAUGGCCCGACUUAUUGAGCGAUGGAAAACGCGGUGUGUAUCGUGGAUGGAUGGUUUGAUAGAGAUUUCCACGCACGGGAGUUUCUACUCACGUCCUUCGCAUCGUUCGCAAUCGCCACGCUGGUUGUAAGCAGAACUCGAGAGAUUGAAUCGUCGAUACCCUAACGCUGGCCGCCCUUCGCUUGCGCUGUCGAAAGGUUUGUUGGCAUCACCGAAUGGAUGAUGUUAUCCCAAGCGCCGUAAUGUGUCACAUAUCGGCAGUCCACAGUGACAUGAAAUAUGAUCCACUCACGGCAAAGGACAAACCCGAUAGCAAGGUCAGACUUAAUGCUGCUUAGAUCUGCCGCCCUUUCUAGCGGUCAUAAUUAUUUUGUACUUAACUUUCAGUCCUUCCCCUCUUGUGCACAUACCUUCUUUGACCAUCAAGGCUCGAUGUUCCCUAACUUCGGACACUCUUACGCUUUUGAUAGCCACCGUAGAUCAUCACCUCACCUCGAAUACCACCACGCUUACUACUCCAAGGCA